UUAAUUACUUGUUUAGCUUAAAUAUGUCUAUUAUGAAUAUGCCAAUGACUGACAAUAUAUAUGCCAAUGCCAAUGGCAUGGAGCAUCUGUUAAAAAACACUUUUUCCUUUGUAUUUUUCCAUUUAUUUCUUCUCUCUUAGAAAACCCCAUUCUUGUUCACUCUUCUUUUUUGUUUGUUUCCAUCGGGAAUCAGAAAACAAAAACCAGUGGCACCGACAACCGGUUUUCCGAUCCCUGUUCUUUCACCCCCUUUUUCCGACGGCCAUGGGAGCAAUGAAGAAAUGGUUGAGUUGGUCUCAAAUGGUAGCCAGCAUGUUGUUGGUACAACUAUUUGCAACAGGGCAACAGCUUCUUUCUAAAGUUAUAUUGAAUCAAGGAACCUUCAUCUUUUCAUUCAUGGCUUACCGACAUUUAGUCGCCGCUCUCUGUGUCGCUCCUUUUGCUUUCUUCCUGGAAAGAGUUGAUUCAAAGAAGAUGGCUUGGUCGACAUGGGUAUGGCUCUUCAUCAAUGCCUUGACAGGGAUAACAAUGGCGAUGGGACUGUUUUAUUAUGGUCUUCGAGACACAACAGCAACAUAUUCCACCAACUUCCUCAACAUAAUUCCCAUUGUCACCUUUGUUUUCUCCAUCUUUUUAGGAAUGGAAAAGCUGGGAUUAGGCAGCAAAGCAGGCAAAAUCAAGACGGUGGGUGCAAUUAUAUGUGUUGGAGGAGCGCUGACAACGAGUCUUUAUAAGGGAAAAGCGUUCUAUCUCACGCAUGAUCAUCAUCCCCAUUACCACUCACCUGCUGUUGCUGCUGCCAUGGCAGUCUCGAGUCCUCACUGGACUCGUGGUACUUUCAUGCUCGUUGGUAGUUGCGUGUGCUAUGCUACUUGGUACAUAUUGCAGGUGAAGUUGCUGGAAGUAUUUCCGUCGAGAUAUCGGGCAACGCUGAUAACAUGCAUCAUGGCGUCCGUACAAUCAACAGCCAUAGGCCUGUGUUUAGACAGGAGUAAGGCUGCUUGGAGAAUAGAGUGGAACUUGCAGCUAGUUACUAUAGUUUACUCGGGAGCACUAAGUACUGCAGCAACAUUCUGCUUACUUACAUGGUCGAUUGCUAAGCAAGGCCCUACUUAUGCCCCAAUGUUCAACCCGCUGUCCUUAAUAUUCGUUGCCAUAUCAGAAGCUUUAUUGCUCGGUGAACAGAUGAGACUCGGAAUUGUGCUAGGCACGGUUAUGAUAAUAGUUGGAUUGUACUCAUUUUUGUGGGGAAGAAGGAAGGAAACGAAACCGUUAGGUCAAGCAAGUGCAGGUGAUGAAACAUUGACGGCGAAAGCGGAUCUGGAAUCGGGAGAGAUGCAGUUGAAGAGCUUUGUAAGACCAUCACCUGUUAAAAGCGUUUAUGCUAAGGAAGGAGGAGCUCUAAAAGAUAGUGUAAUAUCUUGGAAUCAAUAGGAACCCCAUUUUUUUUGUGAAGGUCAUGUUAAUACUCAGAAAUGUUAACUUACCUUAGUUCCAAGGAAACUAGCUAGGCUGUUGAUUUCACAAAUAUUUGGAUGAAUAAUUUAAAAGGGUUCUCUUUCAAAUCAAGUAAUGCAAAGUUCAUGCAUUUUACAGUA
Messenger RNA from Gossypium raimondii (Peruvian cotton), 1598 nucleotides. Its product is annotated as WAT1-related protein At5g64700. NCBI's taxonomy places the organism in Eukaryota, Viridiplantae, Streptophyta, Magnoliopsida, Malvales, Malvaceae. The record is from RefSeq and is a predicted model, not a curated record. The transcript is spliced from 7 exons. Gene Ontology annotation, cellular component: plasma membrane. Bases 265 to 1434 code for a protein of 389 amino acids. Gene Ontology annotation, molecular function: transmembrane transporter activity.